AGUGGUGGCAAGAGUACGGUAAGAUAUAACAAAAAAAAAAAGAACAAAGAAAUUACAGUUCUGCUGUGGUUUGGACAAGUCAAGAUACAAACGAAGAGGGUUUAAGUGCAGUGGAGCCGAUUUUCGUCGUUGUGGUGAAAAAGUCGAUCUAGUUGAGAUACAUCAAAAGGAUGCGAAAGUAGAAGAUGACAACGUCACGUAGACGGACAUUCUAAUAUGGCUGUGAUGAUGCUGUUGUAUCAACAAAAAUUUGUGUUCACCGACGGCAGAAUCAAGGAUGAAGGCACUGAUUAAAUUGCAUAAGUAGUACAAGUAACAGUAGGCAGGAGCGCGCGAUUCCACCAUGGUCGUCAUUUGCCACUGAAAACUUAAGCAUUGAAAUGUAACCUAAGUUAACAGUUAAGGGUGACAAUGCGUGUUUGCAAAUUGACGCAAAAUGACGUCCCAUUAUCCAGUAAUUGUAAUAACGGCACAUGACGUUAUCAUCGAUGACGGCAGAGUUAUGAACAUAAUAUUUACUUCAUAUGGCAGUCGAUAAAUACGUACACUAUAGAUGGAUUGAAACAGCACCGAUUUGAACUUACGUGGAGAUUAGCAGCGACCUGAUGUGUCUGCAAUCGUUCAUUGUUUCUUCUCCGUACCCGCUGUUCCUGGGUACAUUCCUCGUAUUAAGUAACCGUAGAUAUUGCCGCUAGACAUUACUUUCAAAGAUUAUCAACAAUGCUUCUGUAACACGCAGACUUAACAUGGAGCCUAUUAUUUCCGAUGCUGCGAUAGAACCUGCUGAUCCUUUCACCAUGAAUGAAUCAAACUCCAUUGAGCCGACUGAAGAUGAAUGGGUUCUAUACGAACAGAGAAUGAGGAGAAAGUUGCGAUUCUUUUUAAUGAACCCCAUUGAAAAAUUCCAGGCGAAAGGUCGUCUACCGUGGAAACUGGUCUUGCAAGUCGUAAAGAUCAUUGUUGUCACACUGCAGCUCGUGCUUUUCGGUUAUGACAGCUACGCGUUUCAACGGCAACAUCGGGACACGAAUAUAGCCUUGGACCACAUGUUCCUCGAAGAUUGGACAGCUGCUAGAGAGGUAGCCUCGUAUCCGCCAUCCGCAGGCCCCUACGCCGUCUACACGAAGAAAGACUUUUACAGGCAUCUCGAUACAGUUGUUAGACGCUACACAAAUGUUACGAAGACAGCAGUCGCCCCCCUGGGCUACGAUACCAAAGAUGGCGAACUGGGCAACUUGACCUUUUGCAAAACGCAAUACGGACUAAGACAUAUGACGCCGUAUAAUGAAAUUCUGAUCUUUGAUAACAUCCAGCAGACGGAAUGCCUUACGGUCGAGAUGCUGUGGAAGAAGAAUGACAAACAAUGGCAGAACUUUUCAAUGAAGGACUAUGCAGAGAAGAACAAUUUUAGUUUAGAGUUUGAGCGCCUCAUCCAGGCGAAUGUUAUGUUUGCCCUAAAGACGGUUUACCUAAAAAGUAUGAGUCCAUUCGAUCUGCCCGAAUGCUACAAAUACGACGUGAACGUUAAGUAUAAUAACGCGGCGCAUGAUGGUCAGAUUUUAAUCACGCUGAUGACCGCUAGUACAAAGCUGAACUGUCAGACCAAUAUACAUUAUGAAGCAACAAGCGAAGCGGAAAUUAUUUUCCGUCAGUUCAUGAACGGCAUCGUCAUUCUCCUCUGUUCUAGUUCGUUAGUACUGUGUUUCCGAUCGCUUUUACGGGGCCAAGCUUUGCGGUCACAAACAGAGGUGUUUUUUUGGCAGAAAAACCGUACCGCAUUGACGUGGAGUGACAAGCUUGAUUUUGUGGACUUUUGGUACGUUAUGAUUAUUACCAAUGACGUGCUCAUUAUUAUAGGGUCCCUAAUCAAGAUACAACUUGAACAGCGCUUGAUCGAUGGGACCCAAUAUAAUUUCUGCAGCACUCUAUUGGGUUUCGGCAAUCUGCUGGUAUGGGCGGGUGUUUUACGUUACCUUGGCUUCUUCCAAAAGUAUAAUAUUCUCAUUCUGACAAUGAAACGAGCCACACCAAACAUUCUGCGUUUCCUGUUGUGCGCUAUACUCUUAUAUAUGGGAUUCUGUUUCUGUGGAUGGGUGGUACUUGGUCCGCAUAACAUCAAAUUUCGGUCGCUUAGUUCAACGUCAGAAUGUCUCUUCGCUCUGAUGAACGGCGAUGAUAUUUUUGCGACGUUCGCUAUUAUGGGAGAAAGCACUGGUGUGAUAUGGUGGUUUUCUCGAAUUUAUCUCUACAUGUUCCUCAUUCUGUUCAUAUAUUGUGUGAUUUCGUUGUUUCUUUCAGUCAUUAUGGACUCUUAUGAAACGAUACGGGAAUCAUAUGAUCAGGAUGCUUAUCCAUCACAUCUAUGGAAAUUCAUCAAUAAGAAGGAUACACUGAAUAAACAUAAAGGUCAAAAUCAGGAUGACGAACGGAAGUUCUAAAAUGGGCCAUCCGAAUUCUUGGAGCCAGCCUCACUACAUCUCAAUGGCCCAAUAGAAUCUUCAAGAAAUAACCAAGAACUUCUAAAAGAUCUAUUUGGUAGACGUUUCUUUUCACAACAAAGGCGGAACCGAACAGCAAAUCAAGGCUAUAAUGAGCCUGGGUAUUGAACUUGGCGCAGUUAACCACGAUUAUAUAUAAAAAAAAUUAGGGCAUUAAUGAAAAGUAUCCGCUGUUCUUUUAUUAAGACUCAUAAAAGCCACAUCUACUGUGUGGUUUUGUUGUUUUACCAGUUAUUACAAACUUUAAAGCUACAUAGGUUUAUUUCCCUUACUACUCGAUCAUGCCACUUGAUAAUAGAGAUCUAUCGAAAUAUCUGUCGAGUUCGAAGCAGUAUGCCCCGUUUCAAAUGUGUACGGCUUUCUGAUUACCGGACGCCAAAUGGCAAAAGAAUGAAGCGUCGACAGUCAACCAUGGAGCGUUCCAUAGCUGUAGUAAAACAAUCUGUUUUGUACAAAGGUAGAACUUGUAUCAGCGCAAGGGAACCAAACUUUAUUUUUGGUCUUUUAUAGCCAUAGCUGCAUAACUUUUCAAGUGAUCUAAGCAUGUCUGAGAUUACAUGGCACGUUUUAUUUUUCGGUGAAACUGAGGUGCCGUCAAUUUAUCGCACUUGGUCUUUCUGCUAUUCCUCAUCAUAGUAUAUAUAAUAGCCUUACAGGAUUCAAUUUCAGAGACGGUAAGUCCGCUGUGCGGCAGACUGCCCCUAGUGUGACGUAUUUUUGGAACUUGCCAAAUAAUUAUAUGGCUAUUGUUUUGCCCCAAUCAGAAUAACGUAACGGUUGAGCCAAACGUAGUUGUAACGGCAAUUAAUUAGCGUUAUAUAGAUGUUUUAUUGGUAAUUGGAACUGCUGUUAUUAAUUUGUACAGAAUACAUAAGAUCCGGAUAUACAGAUAUAAUUGUUUGUGACAGUACUUCUUCCUGACGUUGAAUUUAGCAGUGCGCGUACAGCCGCUCGUGAGGUUCAUUAAUGGCGGAGGUAAACAUGAAAUGUACCUAUUAAAUCUAAUUGUACGAUGGAGAUAGUCUAGGGAUUCGGGGAUGCCGUCGUAUUAUACGAAAGAGAAAUGAUAUGUGAAUGAAUAAAGGAAAUAAUUCUAAAAAAUUACUUGCCUACUACUUAUCUUUGAUUACUUCGCAACCGUUUUUUGUUGCUUUUGAGGAACUGUGUGCACGGACGAGUAAAUCUAAAACGGCAUUAUAAACUGAAUAGAGUCUUUAAAUUUCAUAAUACACUAUGAAUAAACAAGUUAACAUACAUAGUUGGUCACUAAAAGGGUCAAAUUAGAUUGCCAAUCAAUGUCCGCUUAUUCGAAAUCGAAAUCGUGAGUUGAGGUUUGCUAAAUUCUUACAGAAAAUCAAAAUGCAGACCCGUUUCCUCAAUAAGUUUAAAAGGUCUGAAUAUAAAUGAUAAUUUUAAUCACACUUACGUUAAUCAUUUUAUAUCCCUACUUAUUUGCUAGGCGUAAAAAGUCCAACACUAUAUAUGUAUUAUGUGUAUACCUUAUCGCGUACGUAUUUACAUUUUACACUACGUUUCGUAAUAUAGUUCAGUUUGGGUUUUCCUGCUUAAUUGUUGAGAAACUUUCAUCACUUACAAUCAGUAUAACACAAUAAAAUUUAUCGUUACUGGGAAAAGCGAGGAGCAUGAUGUAGCCGAUGGAGGCGCGAAAAAAAUGUUCGUCGAAAAAGAAUAGAUCUCGUAGGUGUUAACCAGUGUUCGCGCAGAUUUGCGCAGGUACUUGUGGUCGCCCAUAGGAGAUUGUUAUACACGAGAUGCACAAAAAAAUCAUGUUGUGACACGCCAAUGUCAAUUUUUCGAGACUUAGCUAUAUACCACAAGAUACGUAAAUCCAUUUGAGAUAAAAAGAAGAAUAAAUAAUUUAUCGAUUGUCCACACUUUCGUGGAAGUCCACGUUACUCAAGGUGGCUUAAUUUCA
Varroa destructor (honeybee mite) is the source of this 4434-nucleotide messenger RNA. RefSeq names its product mucolipin-3-like. Lineage: Eukaryota; Metazoa; Arthropoda; Arachnida; Mesostigmata; Varroidae. The record is from RefSeq and is a predicted model, not a curated record. Gene Ontology annotation, cellular component: lysosomal membrane; plasma membrane. Gene Ontology annotation, molecular function: NAADP-sensitive calcium-release channel activity.